AUGGGAAAAGAUUUAACCAAGUAUAUCAUCUAUUAGGAACUCUAUAAACAAAUGGAAUCCAAAAAUACUAGAUGUGACAUCUAAUCAAGAGAAAAAAUCAGAUCCUUGGUAUUUCUUAAUAAUAGCAAAGAGGAGUAGUGUGAUCCUUAUUAUGAUAUUUUAAACUGGUAAUUCCCCUUAAUUAUACUUAGAUUACUCAAUCUGUCAAACUAGAUUUGGGAUAAGCUUAUAUCUUUACUAUGA
This is a messenger RNA of Paramecium tetraurelia, 243 nucleotides long. RefSeq lists its product as uncharacterized. The transcript has a single exon. The record is from RefSeq and is a predicted model, not a curated record. Lineage: Eukaryota; Ciliophora; Oligohymenophorea; Peniculida; Parameciidae.